Molecule: messenger RNA, 1374 nt
Organism: Cornus florida
Lineage: Eukaryota; Viridiplantae; Streptophyta; Magnoliopsida; Cornales; Cornaceae
Product: UDP-glucose 4-epimerase GEPI48-like
Exons: 9
Coding region: 125-1192 (355 amino acids)
Biological process (GO): galactose metabolic process; rRNA processing
Cellular component (GO): cytosol
Molecular function (GO): RNA binding; UDP-glucose 4-epimerase activity
Source: RefSeq, a predicted model, not a curated record
AGAGAGUGCUCAUUUCUCGAUUCAGAUCCAAAGUCUCAGUUCUCAUUAUAUAUAUAUAUAUAUAUAUAUAUAUACACACACGCAUAUAUAUAAAUUAUAUAUAGCUAUAUAUAUAUCUGUAUGUAUGGCGAGGAACAUAUUGGUGACAGGUGGUGCUGGUUACAUUGGAAGCCAUACGGUGCUUCAGCUAUUGCUGGGUGGAUACAGAGUUGUUGUGAUCGACAAUCUCGAUAACUCUUGUGAUAUCGCAAUCAAGCGAGUUCAAGAACUCGCCGGCCCAGAGUAUGCCUCAAACCUUUCCUUUCACAAGAUAGACCUCAGGGAUAAGACGGCGCUUGGAAAGAUUUUUGCUUCAACAAAAUUUGAUGCUGUCAUCCAUUUUGCUGGCCUAAAGGCAGUUGGUGAAAGCGUGGCAAAACCAUUGCUGUACCAUGAUAACAACCUUAUUGGUACAAUUAAUCUAUUGGAAAUUAUGGUUGCCAAUGAAUGCAAAAAGCUUGUUUUUUCAUCAUCAGCAACUGUUUACGGUUGGCCAAAGGAGGUUCCGUGUACAGAGGAGUUUCCAUUAUCUGCAGCAAAUCCUUAUGGACGGACCAAGCUCUUCAUUGAAGAAAUAUGCCGUGAUGUCUACCUCUCGGACUCAGAAUGGAAAAUUAUAUUGCUUCGAUACUUCAAUCCAGUUGGUGCACAUCCUAGUGGCUACAUUGGCGAGGAUCCCCAUGGUACACCAAACAAUCUCAUGCCCUUUAUUCAGCAAGUUGCUGUUGGCAGGCGAUCUGCAUUGACAGUUUUUGGAAGUGACUAUGCAACAAGUGAUGGUACAGGGGUACGUGAUUUUGUUCAUGUUAUGGAUUUAGCAGAUGGACAUAUUGCUGCAUUGUGCAAGCUAUCUGAUCCUUCCGUAGGCUGUGAAGUGUACAACUUGGGAACUGGAAAAGGAACAACGGUUUUGGAAAUGGUAGCAGCAUUUGAGAAGGCAUCUGGAAAGAAAAUUCCUCUGGUUAUGGCUGGGCGGAGACCUGGUGAUGCAGAGGUUGUAUAUGCAUCAACAGCCAAAGCAGAGCGCGAGCUGAAAUGGAAGGCAAAAUACGGCAUUGAUGAGAUGUCUCGUGAUCAAUGGAACUGGGCUAGCAAGAACCCUUAUGGCUAUGGAUCUCCAAAAUCUGGGGCUUCACUGAUUGCGCAUAUUUAGAACCUGAUUAUUUUUACUUUUAAUGUCACUUUCAUUCAUUUUAGGGUUUUAUUCUAGUUUCUAGAACAAAUUUAAGUUCCAUUUCACACAGAGGUAGUAUUCUAGUUACAUUUAGAAUGGUAUUAUUUUUGGUAAAUAUGUUAUUAUGGACUUCUCAAUAAAAGUGCCAACUUUUCAGAAUA